Puccinia graminis f. sp. tritici CRL 75-36-700-3 is the source of this 672-nucleotide messenger RNA. RefSeq lists its product as uncharacterized. Lineage: Eukaryota; Fungi; Basidiomycota; Pucciniomycetes; Pucciniales; Pucciniaceae. The record is from RefSeq and is a predicted model, not a curated record. The coding region runs from base 1 to 672 and encodes 223 amino acids. The transcript has a single exon.
AUGGAAGCACAGAAACCCAAAAUCAGGAACAUCUUGAAAUCAAAUGCACGGCGGCGACGACGAGCGGCGGACAGGCAAUCUGAAGUCGCCUUAGAGAUUGAUGCCUCAUCAUACGUGGGUGAACGGGUGAUAUGGUCCCGACGGCGAUUCAAAAAGUGUCACUUGUAUCCGGCUAUCCGAGAUGAAAGGAAGCGAACACCCCGUCAUCCGACUGUACACAAGGUUGAAAACGCCCAGAAAACGGCUGCUGGAUUCCGCAAGUUCACUCACGGGAAGGUUAUCAUCCGAGACACCACACACGGUGGUGAAGUGAUUGCUGUCAUUGAAUUUCUUCCACUGGACAAACUCUCAUCUCAGCAAAAGGAUGAAAUCAAUUUCGUCACAACUUACCUCCACCAGAUGAAACAAUUUGUCCAUCCAGUCGGCCCAUCGCGUACCUGGGGAGGCCGAAUGUGGGGAGUUGGUUGGCAAAAAUCCAUGUCGUCUGUCGAACUUUUUGGGCAGGAUGUAAAGUCCGCAGCAAUCAAACGGGCACCAAAGAAGUACUCCCAACUGGUUUCACAAUCGAGGAAAGUUGCUAAUAUCCUGGGCCAGAUGUUUAAGGAUCUUGGAGGCCUGGCAUUUGAUUCGAACCAUCAGAUGAUGCAGCAAAACGUCAUUUGGCUCGAGUGA